Messenger RNA from Podarcis raffonei (Aeolian wall lizard), 3178 nucleotides. RefSeq names its product zinc finger protein 665-like. The coding region runs from base 157 to 2439 and encodes 760 amino acids. Gene Ontology annotation, biological process: regulation of transcription by RNA polymerase II. The transcript is spliced from 4 exons. Lineage: Eukaryota; Metazoa; Chordata; Lepidosauria; Squamata; Lacertidae. Gene Ontology annotation, molecular function: RNA polymerase II cis-regulatory region sequence-specific DNA binding; DNA-binding transcription factor activity, RNA polymerase II-specific. The record is from RefSeq and is a predicted model, not a curated record.
CCACUCCCACCUCUUCUCCAGGAGAAAAGCCUGCUUGCAGAAGCGAGGGCCAGAUUUUCUGACUCGGAGGAAGCUCUUUCGGGGACGAGGCAGAGCCCCCCACAACGCGGGAUCGCCCCAGAGCGUGGCAGAGGGGCCACCUUGCUUGGAGACGGAAUGAUGCCAGCAGUAUGUAGCGGGUCAUCUCUCCCUGGUGGUGGAGGGGAAGGAGUUGUGAUGGGAAAAGAUCAGGAUUUGGUGACCUUUGAGGAGGUGGCUGUGUAUUUCUCCGAGGAAGAGUGGGCCCUGCUGAAUCCGAAUCAAAGGUCCCUGCACAGGGAAGUUAUGGUGGAGAACUCGGAGAUUCUGGCCUCCCUGGCAGGUGAUGAAUGGGACAGUGAGGAAAAGGGAGAGUCUCCCGGGAUGUCUCUGGAAAGAGAAACAUGUGAGAAGAGGGAACAGCAGAGAAGGAAAACCGAAGCAAAUCAGAAGAUGAGGGGAAAAGCCUCUGCCUCUCAGGACACUGACUGCCACGAAAUCACAGCUCAGGAAGAAGUGGAUGAGAGACAGGAAAAGAACAGCCCUUCCAUGCUGAGGGAAACAGAGGAGAAACCAUAUCAGUGCUUGGAGUGUGGAAAGCGCUUCCAUUUCAGUUCCGACCUGACUUGCCAUUUCAGAACCCAUACGGAGGAGAAGCCAUAUGUAAGCCUAGAGUAUGGAAAGGGCCUCAGCGUGACAACAGGCCUCAUGGCCCAUCAAAGUAUUGACACAGAAGAGAAACCAUAUAAAUGCCUGGACUGUGGAGAGAGUUUCUGUUUGAUCCACUCGGUGGAGGAACCAUAUCAGUGCUUGGAGUAUGGAAAGAGCUUCACGGAGAAUUCAAAUCUCACUUCCCACCAAAGUACCCAUGUGGAGGACAGACGCCUGGAGCAUGGAAAGACUUUCGGUUCGAAUGCAGAACUGUCUUCCCACCGAACAACCCACAAAGGGGAGAAACCAUAUAAAUGCCUGGAAUGUGGAAGGAGCUUCAGCGGCAGAACAGCCCUUGUCUCCCAUCAGACAACUCACACAGGGGAGAAACCAUUUAAGUGCACCGAGUGUGGAAAGAGCUUCAGUCAGAAGGUAAACCUCACUUCUCAUCAGAGAACCCACACAGGGGACAGGCCGUACAAAUGCUUGGAGUGUGGGAAGAGUUUCCAUUUCAGUUCCAACCUUACUUGCCACCAGAGAGUUCACACAGGGGAGAAGCCGUAUGGAUGCCUGGAAUGUGGAAAGUGCUUCAGCGGGAGAACAGGCCUCAUUGCUCAUCGAAGUAUUCACACAGGCGUGAGACCAUAUAAAUGCCUGGAGUGUGGAAAGAGCUUCAGUCAGAAGGUGAAUCUCAAUACUCAUCAGAGAACCCACACAGGGGACAGACCAUAUAAAUGCUUUGAGUGUGGAAAGAGCUUCCGUUCCAGUCCAGAACUUUCUUCCCAUCAAACAACUCACACAGGGGAGAAACCCUACCAGUGCUUGCAAUGUGGAAAGUGCUUCAGCGUAAGAACAGGCCUCAUUGCCCAUCAAACAACUCACACAGGAGAGAAACCGUAUCAGUGCUACGAGUGUGGAAAGAGCUUCAGCCAAAAGGUAAAUCUUGCUUCUCACCAGAGAACCCACACAGGUGACAGGCCAUAUCAAUGCUUGGAGUGUGGGAAGAGCUUCCAUUUCAGUUCUAACCUUACUUGUCAUCAGAGAGUUCACACAGGGGAGAAGCCAUAUGGAUGUUUGGAGUGUGGAAAGAGUUUCAGUGGGAAAACAGGUCUCAUUGCUCAUCAAAGAAUUCACACAGGAGAGAAACCGUACCAGUGCUUGGAGUGUGGAAAGAGUUUCAUUCAGAAGGUGAAUCUCACUUCUCAUCAAAGAAUUCACACAGGAGAGAAGCCAUAUAAAUGUUUGGAGUGUGGAAAGAGUUUCCGUUCAAGUCCGGAACUUUCUUCCCAUCAAACAACUCACACAGGGGAGAAACCAUAUAAUUGUUUGGAGUGUGGAAAGAGUUUCAGUCGAAGCCCAAACCUUGCUUCUCAUCAGAGAAUUCACACAGGGGAGAAACCCUAUCAAUGCUUGGAGUGCGGAAAGAGCUUCAGUAGGAGCACAUACCUCUCUUCUCAUCAAAAAAAUCAUGUGGGGGAGAAGCCCUAUAAAUGUUCAGACUGUGGCAUGACAUUUUCUGUUAAAUCAAGCCUUGCUUCUCAUCAACGAAUUCACACGGGGGAGAAACCCUACCAGUGCUUGGAGUGUGGAAAGAGCUUCAUUCAGCGUGGAAUCCUGACUACCCAUCAAAGAACUCACACAGGAGAGAAACCGUAUAAAUGCCUGGAAUGUGGAAGGAGCUUCAUUCAACGUGGAAUCCUGACUAAACAUCAAAUGACUCACUCUCGUGAGGAAAUAUUAAUGCACGGCAUGUGGAAAGGUUUUCAGUAGAAGCAUGCGUCUCACUUUCCAUUAAAGAAUUCACACUGGGGAGAAGCUAUAUAAAUGUUUGGGGUGCAGGAAGAGCUUCUGCGUAUGCAGGCACACCUGUGGACAUUGAAGAAUCCACAAAGCGGAGAACCCUAUAAGUGAAGCGUGGAAAAAUCUUAAGCACACGUGAAAUCCUUUCUGGGCAUCCAAUAAUUCGUACUAGGAAGAACUCAUUAAAAACGUGUAUGGAGUGUUGAAAGGUUCUUGGUGGGAAGACUUAAGAUGAUCCCUGCUGGGUCAGAACAGUAGGAAGCAUAAUAAGCAGGGUGUAAGGUCAACACCCUCUCCCAAUUCUGCUCCCGAGUGACGAGGAUUCAGAUGCACGCUGCCUCUGAUUCUGAAGGCAAUAUAUAUCCAUCAUGAAUGGUAGCCAUUAGCAGUCUUAUCCUCGACACAUUUGUCUAAUUGUACUACAUCUUGUGGCAGUGAAUUCUGUAGUUUAGCUAUGUGCUGUGUAAAGAAGGUCUCCCUUACCCGUCCCAGAUUUUCUACCGUUUACCUUCAUUAGAUGAUAGUAGAACUGUAGCUUUGGAAGGAACAACCUCUUGCAAUAUAGGAAUAACUGCGAAGGAAUCCUUGACCACCCAACCUAGUUUAAAAAUAUCCUUCUUACCAUCAGAAUGACAAUUGCAACUGACUACUCGCCCUUUACCUUCAGGUCCCAGGGUGGGUAACAACAACUAAAACACAAAAUUAAAAA